This is a messenger RNA of Ilex paraguariensis (yerba mate), 768 nucleotides long. Lineage: Eukaryota; Viridiplantae; Streptophyta; Magnoliopsida; Aquifoliales; Aquifoliaceae. The record is from the annotation of a GenBank genome assembly.
AUGGCUCUUGUUCGUGCAAAAUCUCUUGUUCUUGUGCAGCUUUCAGUGCUACUACUAAGCUGCUUCACUGUGCUUGGUGAUGAGGUUGACUUGGUAAGUCCUCCGACUUAUCCUCCCGUUGAAACCCCCAAACACAGCUGGUAUCCGUAUCACCGUCCCGGCCACCACCCGGCACAGGCACCGCCACCGUUUCACUUUCAUCCUCUCCCAUACAGAAAGCCUAUAGCUGUGCAAGGUGUUGUUUUUUGCAAGUCCUGCAAGUUCACUGGGAUCCAUACCCUAUGGAAUGCUACGGCAAUUCCUGGUGCCGUCGUGAAACUCCAGUGCGAUAACAGCAGGUACCAAUUGGAAAUAGAAGCCACAACAGACAAGAACGGUUACUUCCUCAUCUUCCCACAAGGCAGAAAGUCUGUCACCACUGCUAGUAACCAUAAGUGCAAGGUCUCCAUAGUCUCGUCUCCCCUGGCUUACUGCAAAAUACCCACAGAUCUAAACGAUGGAAUCACCGGCGCCGCCUUGGAGCGCAGCCCCACGCCACCGCUCCAACUUCCAUUCGAGCUCUUCUCAGUUGGCCCUUUCGCCUUUGAACCUCCUAGGCGUUGUUACUAGACUAUGUCACUGUCUCACAUUGUUAUUGUUGAGAAGAAAUAAACUUGUUUUAUGGGUUAUCAUCAUUUAGUAUUAAGUUUUCUUGAUUCGGUUUGUGAGAGUGGUUGAAUGACUUGUUGUAGUGGUGAGGAAUGGUGUCUUAUUGUAAUAAGUGGCUGA